GCGCGUCGUGGUCGUCGGGUUCGGCUGGUCGCAGCGCCGAGGAGAGCGGAGCGGAGGAGACUUAGAGGAGUUGGAGCUCGGCGCUUCCCCUCCCCCCGCCUCACCCCACCCGCCCCAGCCGCCCCCUCCCUCCCCGCUCGGUCUCCGUCCUGCCGGGGCCCUCUUGGGGGCCAGGCCCAUGGCUCCUCAGAAGCACGGUGGAGGUGCGGGGCCCAGCUCGGGCUCCGCUGGCGGCGCCGCCGGAGGAGGAGGAGGAGGUGGCGGCGGAGGCGGCGGUGGCGGGGGGUUCGGGGGCUCCGCGGCGGCGGCAGCUCCCGGCGGCAAAUCCGGUGGUGCCGCAGGCGGUGGCGGCAGCGGCGGAGGAAGCGGUUAUUCGGGCGGUUCCUCGGCCUCCUCGGCGACGGCGGCAGCGGCGGCGGCGCUGCCCCCCGCGAAGAAGCCGAAGAUGGAGCAGAUCCAGGCCGACCACGAGCUCUUUCUUCAGGCCUUCGAGAAACCAACACAGAUCUACAGAUUUCUACGUACACGAAACUUAAUAGCACCAAUAUUUUUGCACAGAACUCUCACUUACAUGUCCCACAGAAACUCCCGAACAAAUAUCAAAAGGAAAACAUUCAAAGUAGAUGACAUGUUAUCAAAAGUAGAGAAAAUGAAGGGAGAACAAGAGUCUCACAGCUUGUCUGCUCAUUUGCAACUCACAUUCACUGGGUUCUUCCAUAAAAACGAUAAGCCAUCCCAAAACUCAGAGAAUGAACAAAAUUCUGUAACCCUGGAAGUACUGCUUGUGAAAGUUUGCCACAAGAAACGAAAGGAUGUCAGUUGUCCUAUAAGACAGGUUCCUACAGGUAAAAAGCAGGUGCCUUUAAACCCAGACCUCAGCCAAAUCAAACCAGGCAACUUCCCAUCGCUUGCAGUUUCCAGCAACGAGUUUGAACCGAGCAACAGCCAUAUGGUGAAGUCUUACUCACUGCUGUUCAGAGUGACUCGCCCAGGAAGGAGAGAGUUUAAUGGGCUGAUCAACGGGGAAACUAACGAAAACAUUGAUGUCAACGAGGAGCUUCCAGCUAGAAGAAAAAGAAACUCUUCAAACCGUGAAGAUGGGGAAAAGACCUUUGUAGCACAAAUGACUGUGUUUGAUAAGAACAGGCGCUUGCAGCUUCUGGAUGGGGAAUAUGAAGUGGCCAUGCAGGAAAUGGAAGAGUGUCCCAUCAGCAAGAAAAGAGCAACAUGGGAAACAAUACUUGAUGGGAAGAGAUUGCCUCCUUUUGAAACAUUUUCUCAGGGACCUACACUUCAGUUUACUCUUCGUUGGACAGGAGACUCAAAUGAUAAAUCCACAGCUCCUAUAGCUAAGCCUCUUGCUACACGGAAUUCUGAAAGCCUCCCUCAAGAAAACAAAUCCAAUUCUGUUAAACCUACUCAGACUAUAGCUGUGAAAGAAUCCUUGCCAGCAGACCUUCAGACAAGGAAAGAGAGAGAUGUCUUAAAUGAGCCUCGGCAGAAGCUGCGAAUAUUUUACCAGUUCCUUUAUAACAACAACACCAGGCAGCAGACUGAAGCCCGAGAUGACCUUCACUGCCCAUGGUGCACACUCAACUGUCGCAAACUCUAUAGUCUACUCAAGCAUCUGAAACUUUGCCACAGCAGAUUUAUCUUUAAUUAUGUUUAUCAUCCAAAAGGUGCUAGGAUAGAUGUGUCCAUCAAUGAGUGCUAUGAUGGCUCCUAUGCAGGAAACCCCCAGGACAUCCAUCGACAGCCUGGCUUUGCCUUCAGCCGCAACGGUCCUGUCAAGAGGACUCCCAUCACGCACAUCCUGGUGUGCAGGCCAAAGCGUACGAAAGCGAGCAUGUCUGAAUUCCUGGAGUCUGAGGACGGGGAGGUGGAGCAGCAGCGGACAUACAGCAGCGGGCACAAUCGGCUCUACUUCCACAGUGACACUUGUCUGCCCCUCCGGCCACAGGAGAUGGAGGUGGACAGUGAGGACGAGAAGGACCCCGAGUGGCUGCGGGAGAAAACCAUCACUCAAAUUGAAGAAUUUUCUGAUGUUAACGAAGGAGAGAAGGAAGUGAUGAAAUUAUGGAACCUUCAUGUUAUGAAGCACGGGUUUAUUGCAGACAAUCAGAUGAAUCAUGCCUGUAUGCUGUUUGUUGAGAAUUACGGACAGAAAAUAAUCAAGAAGAACUUGUGUCGAAACUUUAUGCUCCACCUGGUCAGCAUGCAUGACUUUAACCUCAUCAGCAUCAUGUCAAUAGACAAAGCUGUUGCCAGGCUCCGAGAGAUGCAGCAGAAGUUAGAGAAAGGAGAAUCGACCUCCCCGACGGAUGAGGAAUCAUCCGAGGAGCAAAGUGGGACAACGAACGGAUACAGCGAAAACAGCGCGAGGGAGAGGGCGUCGGAAGCGGAGAGCAUCUCAGGGGUCACAAAACAGAGCAAGAAGCAAAAGCUCUGAAGUCAAAAGGUCAUUUUGCCAUUCGACGGACAAGCGUGGAAGUGACGUUCUAGGGUGCAUGAGCUCUAUGAGGAAUUACACAACACAAACACAGAGGUUCCAAACAGGCACUGCUGGAUGGAAAUAAAUGAUUUCAACAAGGAUGUCGUUUUAACAGGGUUUUAAUUGAGUUUUACUUAUGCAAGUCUUAGGUGUCUAUUGGGUUUGGUGAUGUCACGACAAUAUUCUAAGAGUUUGAGCAUGAAGAGCAAUAUGAAAACCUUUUUGUAAUUUUAGUAAUUAGUGUCUUAAGGACUUUAUGGAAUUGACAUAAUUUAAAUACCUGUCAAACCCUAUUCAGAUUGUUGCAUCUGUAUCUGGCUGCUUUUCCUACCAGGAAGUUGUGAGACAUUGGGGAAAGGGAAUUGGGAUACAGUUUGGGCUUUGGGUUUUUUUUUCCUUUCCUUCUUUAGACACUCUCCAGUGAAGCUUUUUUUGUGACAAUAAGGUUUCCCUAUUUAAAGCCUAACCUCGAUCCUUGUAUUUGAAAUCAUUUAUCAGCUGCUCAGCGACAGCAAAUGAAUUUUGGGUUGGUUUUUGGUUGUUUGUUCUCCACACUAAAGUUAUCAAAGUUGGCAAACUUUAGCACUUCCUUUGUCUCGUGCCUGUUUGGAAGGAUCUUGGCUUUUCCUGUUGCUGCAGACACAGUGAAGUACCACCUUGGCUUUUAGAAGUUCCCAGCAGUUUGGUUUUUGGUGGAUAAUUCUGAUGUAUUGAUCACCCAGUGUGUACCAUUUGAAACUUGAACAUUAGCUCCUUUCUCUUUCGAUUACACACUUAGCUCCGCAGACUCCGCCGCGCCAGCCCUCGCCCCGGGGGCCCCGGUCGAGGCCGUGCCAUGCUAAAGCCCAGAGCCCAUGGCCAGCACGUGGGCAUGACGCCGAGAAACUUCUCCUGAAGUUCCUGCCUGCUGUUUUGCCUGAGUCCAGACUGCAAGCCCAGGCCAUAGGUUUAGCUUUGGCUUUUCGAGAUGCCACUCUUGAGGGAAAAAUGCACUGUAAAAUUGGACCAGAAAAUGUGUUGCACUUCUUAUGCAAGUAUUCUGCCGUGUAUUGUAUUCAAUACAGAUCCUAAGAUGCUGACUAAACUCUAUUUGAGCAGUUUUGCACUGCUGUUAACACAUUUUAUGCAUACGUUUACAGAUUUUUUCCAAUGGAAAGUGGUUUCACUACUGGUACAGUAUCAGCACCGAAGGGUUUAUUCCAGCAAGCACUGUGGUUGAGUGACAUCACCUCAAUUUUUUUAUUCUCCUAUAAAAUAUUGCAUUUUUUCAUAUUCUUUAUUUAUAAAGGAACAAUGCUGCUGUAAAUACAGGUAUUUUUAAUUUUUUUAUUUCAUUCCAUCACCAUGAGAUGCAGUUCCCUGGUUGUUGAAGGGGUUUAUAAGCUUUCUGAUGGUGUCUUCAGAAAUUUAUAAAGUGUAAAUACUGAAUUUCUUUUUUAAUUUUUUUUUUGGAUGGUCCUUAAGAUGUGUUUAACUGUGAGACUAUUUAACUAAUGGUGUGGAUGUGAUUUGUCAUCCAGUAUUAAGUUCUUAGUCACUGAUUUUGUGUACAAAAUAGGAAAGAGGGAAACUGCAGCUUUCAUUACAAACUUUCUCCAAUCUGCCAGCUCUCCAAGUUUUAGCAAACUCCAGUUCUGCCUCUGGAUAGUACAUCAAGCAUUUCUCUCUGGCUUUAAUUUGCUAAAGCUGUGCACAUAUGUAAAAAAAAAAAUAGAUUAUUUUAGGGGAGAUGUAGUUCUAGAAUUAUUGCUUAUGUCAUUUCUUAAGCAGUUAUGCUCUUAAUGCUUAAAAGAAGGCUAGCAUUGUUUGCACAAAAAGUUGGUGAUCCCCCCCAAAAUAGUAAUGAAAUUACUUCUGUCCAGUAAACUUUGUAUGUCAUGUCCAAUUUAUAAUAAAAGCUGAAAAAAUCCCUUUGUUUUCUAUUUAUAAAGAUGCCUUUUCUAUAUGUACCAGUGGUAGGUUUUGCAGAUCCCCUGUAAGCUGGCUGAAAGGAAUUGGAAAUGGUACAGAAGAUGUAAAAACAAACCCAACCCCCAGCUGCUGCAGGAGGCCCAGCUGAGCUGUUGAAAUGAACUGUUGUUUUUACAUGAAAUGUUUUAUUUGAAAUCAGCUUUUGUACAUAAAGUUCAGUAAUAUAAAGUCUGCCACGAUG
Messenger RNA from Pogoniulus pusillus (Red-fronted tinkerbird), 4643 nucleotides. It is a transcript of the gene SUZ12, whose product is annotated as SUZ12 polycomb repressive complex 2 subunit. Gene Ontology annotation, cellular component: nucleus; ESC/E(Z) complex; RSC-type complex. NCBI's taxonomy places the organism in Eukaryota, Metazoa, Chordata, Aves, Piciformes, Lybiidae. Gene Ontology annotation, molecular function: chromatin DNA binding. Bases 179 to 2449 code for a protein of 756 amino acids. The transcript has 16 exons. The record is from RefSeq and is a predicted model, not a curated record.